Messenger RNA from Pseudogymnoascus destructans, 2034 nucleotides. RefSeq lists its product as uncharacterized. Gene Ontology annotation, molecular function: mannosyltransferase activity. Gene Ontology annotation, biological process: mannosyl-inositol phosphorylceramide biosynthetic process. The record is from RefSeq and is a predicted model, not a curated record. The coding region runs from base 235 to 1203 and encodes 322 amino acids. Lineage: Eukaryota; Fungi; Ascomycota; Leotiomycetes; Thelebolales; Thelebolaceae. The transcript has 2 exons.
AUCUCCAAAACCCUCAAUGGGCCGCGCCUCUUGCGUUUAUAGUGACGCGUAGUUUCCUAACUCGAGAGAGUAACCACUCCCCUCCCCCAAGUCUCUUACCGCUCUCCCCCAUCGCCACCACAUUUAUUACAACCCACCCCCCUUCCACCAAACCUAGGAUACAUACCUACGACAAUCCGAUAUCCUUAAUGUCCUGCCUUUCCCCACGUCCUACUCUCCUUACCAUAUGUUACGAUGCGAAAAGGAACCAAGGUCUUCAUACUCGUUAAUUUCGUCGUUAUUUGCCUUCUUGUGAAUGUCUUCAGCACACUUAUCGCCCUCCUCUUCGAAGAUGGAACUGUCCACGCCAUUCCAGCUGCCGAUAUCAUGAGGCCCAGCGAGGACCACACCGACCGCAAUGACAGACAAGUUAUCCCUCGAAUAAUACACCAGACCUAUGUCAACGACUCCAUUCCCGCGCAAUGGGUGCCCAGCCAGAGAUCGUGCAUCGACCUACACCCAGACUACGAGUACAAGCUCUGGACGGACACCCUCUCCCGCGAGUUCAUCCGCACGAAAUACCCCUGGUUCCUCGACACCUUCGACUCGUACCCCUUCCCCAUCCAGCGUGCCGAUGCCAUCCGCUACUUCAUCCUCGACCACUACGGCGGCAUCUACCUUGAUCUCGACGAUGGGUGCGUACGGCGUCUGGACGUGAUGCUCGAGUACCCAGCCUGGCUCCGACGCACGCUCCCCACGGGCAUCAGCAACGACGCCAUGGGCGCCAUCCCGCACCACCCCUUCUUCGAGCGCGUGAUCCAGAGCCUCGAGCGGUACGCAAACAACUAUGGCAUGCCCUACAUCACGGUGAUGUCGUCGACGGGCCCGCUCUUCCUCUCCAUCAUCUGGAAACAGUACAUGUCGGAGGAGCGUCCCGAGCAGGACCACGUGCGCGUGCUGAUGCCGCCCGAGUACCGCAACAACGCGUGGAGCAUCUUCUACAUAGCCAAAGGGAACAGCUGGCACGGCAAGGACGCGCAGACUAUCUUCUGGAUGGGCAAGCACUGGAUGCUGCUCACCUUCGGCGGGUUCGCAGUGGCGGGCGUGGUCUUCGCGGUCAUGUUCUAUGCAUGGACGGCGUGGAUCGGGACGAGCAAGAAGGACAAGAACGGCCCCGGUUAUAUACUGCUGCCGCGGCGAGAGUGUGUGGAUCGGAUGGCGUGAUGACAACUGUUGGAUAGAACAAGAGCAAGGAAGUCGCCGGCCACGCCAGACCGCGAGCCGCGACACGGCAAAGCUGGGUCGGCUUAUUUAUUGCCCACCAGCGGUUUUGGGGAGCGGAUGGGCGGCGCGCCUCUGGAACGCCAUGUCACACACGAUGUAUGUCUAUAACGACGAAUUGCUCUUCAGCGGCCACAGAAUCAAAAGCACCAACGCGUGCUGCCGUGAAGGGAAAGACUGCAUCGACGGUGCUGCCACGAAUGCUGGCCGGGGCAUCUCCAGUGUCCGAUUGGUUUGGGAAUUAUGUACAUUGGGCGUUCAACGGAGCGGGGGGUUUAUCAGCGGAUAGAAUUGUAAAUACACAUACAUGUAAGACUAGUCUUUUCUUCACCUUCAGACUCGGGGGUUUUCUCCGGAGCGCAGCGCCUCGAAGUGGCUGUCUCGUUGCAAGGAGCACGGUCGGAUUAAUGGUGGGAUGGUAAUAGAGGACGCUGGGUUCCUCGUAUAACUGGAGUAGAAUCCUAAUACUGAUAUCUACACUUCAAUUUUUUCAUGCUGUGACCUUUUUUGAAACAAACUUGUCUCAGGCCACGAAGACAGGCCUUGGAUAUCCCUUGGGACACCGAUCCCCACAGCAGCUCCUACCCAGCAAACCCGAUACUCUCAACCCAACCAAAGCAUCCCUAGCACGUCAAUUCUCAGACCUAAAUCCGUGUCCUCCAUCACCACCACUACAACCACAACAGCCUAAUCCCGUGACAAUCACGUGACCCUUCUAACCAAGCCUCCCCCAGCUCCACAGCCUCCCCAGCGUCAUCACCACCCUGACCCUCC